Ophidiomyces ophidiicola is the source of this 1170-nucleotide messenger RNA. RefSeq lists its product as uncharacterized. Lineage: Eukaryota; Fungi; Ascomycota; Eurotiomycetes; Onygenales; Onygenaceae. The transcript has 2 exons. The coding region runs from base 1 to 1170 and encodes 389 amino acids. The record is from RefSeq and is a predicted model, not a curated record.
AUGUUUGGACCGCGGCGAUGCCUGCUUCAGCCUUCCUUUCUACGGACACCCUACUUACCUAGCCAACUCUUCCGUUCCCCAGCAUCCUAUGGACUCACAGGCACAAUUCGAGACUCGUCGACAACAGAGUUGACCCCCACGCCCCAAAGCCGCAGGAUAUCCGAUGAGGCUGGGCGCGACCCUGCGAGUAUCGGGGAUAGAAUAGCCUUCAAUCCUGAGCGACUGUCACAAGAACAUUCCACACUAUUUGAUCUUUUUUCAUUGUCCAGCAUCCCUGCCCUAGAAGAACAGGACCCAGGGGCGAAAGUUGACGAAUUUGGGCAAUUACAAAUCACAGACAUUGCGAAGAGCCUCAAAAAGUACCAGACGGCUCUAGUAUUUUCGGCUGCACCUAUUUCAUUAGUUGAGCACGACUUUAGAAGGCUACUCUGUUCAGGAAAGCAUAUCGAAGGGUGGAGGAGUGAUGGAGGACUCGAAAAAAUAAUUCCAGUGCGCCAUCCCCAGACCCUUCGUCGCAAACAUGGUUGGAUUUUAGUCUUUUCGACCCCGGCGGCGGCUCAAGAAUACCAAGCUCGCGUACAUCGUCUCCGUCGCCUUCUUCACCGUCACCUUCCAGUCACUCCUGAAUCUAAAGUUCAACUGCCCCCCGCAUACACGGUACCUGAGGCUCGCGGAUUUAUACUUCAAGACUACACAAUAAGUUCACCAUCACAGUUCCCAUCUGUGACAGGUUACCUUGCACCGUUCAGCAAACAUGUGCAGGAUAUGAUUACACUACACAAUAAUAUUCAAGCUCGCACACCGAAUUCAUAUGCCGUGCAAGUUUCUAUUGAUAGUCGUCAACUUCCCACUCUAUCAACUAGACAUAUUUUUAAGCUCUUGCGUGGCGACUCUGAGACACACGGGGUUCCGUGGAAGCUCGCUGAGAUACAGGACCCUAUCAUCUACUUAACAGGUGAAAUCACCCAUCAAAUUCUAGACGAUGAGCAUGACGGCGAUGGCUUGACCAACACAAUAAAAAACUGGAGAGUCACGUUUGGAAACUCUUCAGAUGCGAGGAGGUUUGCAAGGCUAAUGCAUCGAAAACCGUUGCCACGGUUUCCGGGGUUAUUCUGCGACCCUCCACCAUUGAUAAAUGUCGAAUGUUUGUUCCGCAACGAGGGUUAUUGA